Aureobasidium subglaciale EXF-2481 is the source of this 3242-nucleotide messenger RNA. RefSeq lists its product as uncharacterized. The record is from RefSeq and is a predicted model, not a curated record. The transcript is spliced from 2 exons. Gene Ontology annotation, molecular function: metal ion binding. Lineage: Eukaryota; Fungi; Ascomycota; Dothideomycetes; Dothideales; Saccotheciaceae. Bases 1 to 3153 code for a protein of 1050 amino acids.
AUGCCUGCAGCAAAGCAUCAGACCCAUUUCAAGCCCAUCCAAAAGUUUAAGCUCGACUACGCUCCUAUUGACAUUGCCCAGUAUGAGUCUGACCGUACUGGUAUGCGUGUCGUCGUCGUCGAUCAGAAGGGUCCCAAGGUCUACGGUUACUUCACCUUAGCCACUGAGAUCCACGACGACUCGGGUUCGCCGCAUACCCUUGAGCAUCUCUGUUUCAUGGGCUCCAAAAACUACCGAUACAAGGGUGUUCUCGAUAAACUCGCCACACGUGCUUACUCUAACACAAAUGCCUGGACCGCCACUGAUCACACCGCUUAUACCUUGGAGACUGCUGGCUGGGAAGGCUUCGCUCAGAUCCUUCCUGUCUACCUUGAGCACGUUCUUGUGCCCACCUUGACUGAUGCCGGAUGUUACACCGAAGUGUUCCACGUUGACGGUACUGGCCACGAUGCUGGUGUCGUCUACUCUGAGAUGCAGGGCGUUCAGAAUCAGCAAGGCGAACUCAUGGAGUUGCAAGCCAGAAGACUGAUGUAUCCCGAAGGUGAUGGUUUCAGGUACGAGACUGGUGGUAUGAUGGAGCAGCUCCGUGUUCUCACGGCUGACCGCAUUCGAGAGUUCCACCGCGAAAUGUACCAGCCCAAGAACUUGUGUCUCGUACUCAUUGGUGAGAUUGACCAACCCGAGCUCCUGCAUAUCCUGGACGAUUUUGAGGCUACUAUCAUGGAAGACAUUCCAUCACCUGAGACUCCUUUCCAACGUCCUUGGGUUGAAUCCAAGCGUACACCGCCGCUUAAGAAGACGAUUGUAGAUACUGUCAAGUUCCCUGAGGACGAUGAAUCCAUGGGUGAGGUGCUUAUUGGUUUCCUUGGACCCGACUGCAACGACCACCUGCAGGCGUCUGCUCUCGGGAUUAUGCUGAUCUAUCUUUGCGGCUCUUCGGUCUCUGUCUUGGAAAACACCCUUGUGGAGAAGGAACAGCUGUGCAGCAUGAUCUAUUACUCUACUGAUGUGCGACCUGACAUUGCUUUCUGGUUCAACCUUAGCGCUGUCGAGACCGGCAAGCUCGCCGAUGCCGAGAAGCGUUUAUUCGAAGUCCUCAAGGAGACGGCUUCCAAGAAGCUUGACAUGGGCUACAUGAAGGAUUGUCUUAGUCGUUACCGUAGGCAGCUUAAGUUCAAGUGCGAAAGCACAGGAGACUUCUUCGCAACACCCAUCAUUGAGGAUCAUCUGUUUGGUAACAGAGAUGGCACGGACCUCCGCGAACUGGAGACUUUGAAGGACCUGGAUGUUCUUGAGGGAUGGUCAGAUCAGCAAUGGAGAGACUACUUGUCAUCAUGGUUUGCAGAUGCACACCACGUAUCUAUCCUUGGUGUACCUUCCAAAGAGUUGUCCAAGCAACUCAAGACCGAUGAAAAGGCCAGAGUCAAGGCACAGAAGGAGAGGCUCGGUGAGAAGGGACUCAAGGAACUGGCGGAGAAGCUUGGCCAAGCCAAAGCUGAGAACGACAAACCAAUCCCAGACGAAGUUCUGUCACAAUUUCCGGUACCCGGAACCUCUUCAAUCCACUUCAUCCCGACAACCACUGCUAGAGCCGGCCGAGCUAGACAGAUGGGCAAGCUCGACAACAACAUUCAAGAGAUUGUUGACAAAGACGGCUCCGACAUUCCUCUCUUCAUCCACUUCGAGCACAUCCCUUCCAACUUUGUACGUACUAAACUGGUUAUGUGCACAGGCUCGCUGCCUACUGAGCUCAAGCCUCUGCUCGCCGUGUACUUGUCCAACUUCUUCAUGACCCCCAUCAUCCGCGACGGCAAGCGUAUCGAGUUCGAAGAUGUUGUCACGGAACUUGAAAAGGAUACAGUCGACUACGACAUCAGCUCUGGUCCUGGAAACGGCGAGCUCUUGCAGAUUACUUUCCAGGUGGAGGCUGAGAAAUACUCCGCCAUGAUUGAUUGGCUGCGCAUCACCCUGUUCAGCUCCGUUCUGGACAAGGAGAGGUUGCAGACCGCUAUCACUAAGAUGCUCGCAGAUAUUCCUGACGAGAAGCGCAGCGGCAUGGACAUGGCUACAGCAGUCGACUCGAUGAUCCACCUGACCAGAGACUCGAGCAGUCGCUCCCGCAACACUCUUGUCAAGUCGGUAUAUCUCAAGCGACUGAAGAAGCAUCUCGCAAAGGACCCUGAGUCUGUAAUCGCUCGCCUACAAACUUGCAUCGAUACGCUUCACAGGCCUUCUAACUUCAGAGCCUACGUUGCGGCGAACAUGGAGACCCUUUCGAACCCUGUCUCGGCUUGGAAGGCCCUUCUCAGUAACCACGACGACAACACACCGCUUCAGCCCCUGGACUCUCGCAAGUCCAAGCUCAGUGAAAUCUCCAAGAAGCCUGGUAAUACAGCUUACAUCAUUCCUCUUUCCACUAUCGACUCUUCGUAUGCUCUUCUUACCUCUCGCGGUCCGGAUAGCUGGUCUCAUCCCGAUCUGCCUGCCCUCUUGGUUGCUCAGUCUUACCUCGAUGCUGUUGAGGGUCCUCUGUGGGCAGCCGUCCGCGGUACAGGUCUCGCCUACGGCACUGGCUUCUCGCGUUCUACCGAUGUCGGCCUUCUGACCCUUCGUAUUUACCGCUCUCCCGAUGCCUUCAAGGCCUUCCUUGCUGCCAAGACCGAAGUCAGCAACUAUGCCACUGGCGUCACACCCUUCGACAAGUUCGCGCUAGAAGGUGCCGUCAGCAGUAUCAUCAUGGGCUUCGCUGAUGAACAGCCUACUAUGGGUAGUGCUGCUGGUCUUUCGUUCGUCAACCAGGUCAUCAGAGGUAUUCCCAGAGACUGGAAUGACAGUAUGCUUGAGAAGGUCAGAAAGGUUACAGAAGAUGAGAUCAAGGAUGUGCUCAAGAGACUGAUCAUGCCUAUCUUCAACCCUGAGUCUACGAACUUGGUUGUUACUUGUGCUACUAUCAUGGAGGAGAGUCUCGUCAAGGCUUUCACUGAUGCAGGGUUCAAGCCUGAGGUCAAGGCUUUGUCCGACUUUGAGGAUGACUAUGGCCUUGAGAACAUUGACGGCGACGAUGAGGAUGAAGAUGACGAUGAAGACGAUGGCAGUGAAGAUGGUAGUGAGGAUGGCAGCGAAGAUGGUUCGUCAGGUGAAGACGAAGAGUAGACUGCUUCUAGAGAUGCAUAUAGACGCCUUUCCACAAUCUAAUAGAUGCACAAAAUCUUUUGAAGAAAGAACGAUGUCUGUUCGGGACU